AAUCCCGCGUUUUGCGCCACGCUGGUAAACAUCUCAUUCAGAUUGCGGUUGCGAGAUUUCUUUAAAAUUGUUAUUUGUUUUUCUCUACUUUUUUUUUUAUCAUUACGCCGGCCUCUUAUCUCCGCCAACAAUUGUACUUUAUCAUUGUUGAUUGUGGUCUGAAAGCGACCACCGAAGGUCGCGUCACUUAUAUAGUCAAAGGUAUAAAUAGGCGUGUGAGAAGCGGGACAUAAGUGCAAUACACAAUAGUAUUACACUUGCACGGAAUAUGACGGGGCGUGUUGCUGUGGUGACUGGUGGAAACAAGGGUAUCGGCUUUGCCAUCGUCAAAGCCCUCUGCCAGCAGUUCAAUGGGAUUGUUUACUUGACAGCCCGCGAUACUACUCGUGGCUUGAACGCUGUCAGUGAAUUGAAGAAGCAAGGCUUGGAUCCAAAGUUUCAUCAAUUGGAUAUCACCGAUGACAACAGUGUCUAUACAUUCCGGGAUUACUUACAGGAUACGUAUGGCGGUCUUGAUGUACUGGUUAACAAUGCCGCCAUAGCGUUUAAAAUGAAUGCUACAGAACCUUUUGAAGUCCAAGCGGAAGAAACAAUACGAGUAAACUACUUCAGUUUGCGUAGAGUUUGUACUGCUCUCUAUCCUCUACUCAGAUUGCAUGCCCGGGUGGUUCACGUCUCGAGCAGUUCUGGACGUUUGCGCAACAUUAAUGGUACUGCAUUAAAACAGAAAUUGGCUGAUCCCAAUCUGACUGAAACGGAAUUGGACGAAAUCAUGCGCGAAUUUGUCGAGGCUGCGAAAGCUGGUACGCAUUUACAAGCCGGUUGGUCAAAUUCAGCGUAUGUGGCGAGUAAAAUCGGUGUUUCCGCCUUGGCUGGCAUUCAGCAAACCAUGUUCAAUGCGGAUUCUCGGGAAGACAUUGCGGUGAAUGCGGUACAUCCUGGUUACGUGGAUACCGAUAUGACUAACCACAAGGGUGACCUGACACCAGAUCAAGGUGCCAUAGCUCCCGUUUACUGCGCACUGUUGCCGGAGAAUACAGAGAUAAAAGGGAAAUAUAUCUGGUGCGAUACGACAUUGGCAGAAUGGAAGUAAACAUAUACAACGGAUGGAUAAACUGGAUUGAACUACUAAUUCCUAUGAUGCAUGACAAUGAAACGGAUGUUACAUACUAAUUAUUAUCACAUCGAAUACUUUACAAUUUCUAUAUUUUUAUCAUAUUAAAUACUCUAAAAAAAGGAGAAAGGAUAAUAACUCACGAAGAAAUGUAUAAGCUAUUUUGUUACAAAUAUCUUAUUUUAAAACAACCAAAUAAAAAUAUAUAUUGAA
Molecule: messenger RNA, 1327 nt
Organism: Wasmannia auropunctata (little fire ant)
Lineage: Eukaryota; Metazoa; Arthropoda; Insecta; Hymenoptera; Formicidae
Product: carbonyl reductase [NADPH] 1-like
Exons: 4
Coding region: 269-1093 (274 amino acids)
Molecular function (GO): carbonyl reductase (NADPH) activity
Source: RefSeq, a predicted model, not a curated record